AAUCGGUCUCCUUUCGGCACAUAACCACAUGGAAGUGUGCGCAAGAAAUUGUAUUAAUUCUGUGGAAAAUCGCGAGUUUAGCGUGUGAAAAGCGGUGAAAAGUGUCUCCUAUUGACGCUUGGCAUCUCAUCUGUGUGUGCGCGCGUGCAAGUGACCCGUGAAAAGGGGUGAAAGGCCACGAAAAGUGGUUAUCACUGGUGGAAAAAUAGUUUGCACCUUUCGGGUUCGUGUCGCGAGUUGUGACGUUCUUUUUUCGGGGGGCGAGCGAGCGAGAGGCACACUUUUGUUCACUUCUUCCCAACUCGCGGAUUUCGCACGCUGGUGGCGACUUGCGAGUGCAGUGGGGGCGCCUGUUUCGUGUCCAUUUCCGGACACUCGUGUCUCCGGCCAGCGCGAGAGCGUGAGAGCGAGAGAGAAAGAGAAAGAGAGAGAGAGUGACUUUUUGCACAACACACCAACACAGUGGCGGAGGUUUUCGUUGGGUGAACUGCGUUGAGGAGCACGAUCAGGAUCUCCGUGGCGUGAGCGAUUGGCCAGGAAUCGCCGGGCUGCGCGGCGUGGAUGGAACAGUAGCGCCCCCAGUCAUGGUGUGCUCAUAACACGUCGCGGUGAUCGUGUCGUGUUGAAUAUUACAUUUUCUCUCCCGAUAAUCUCGUUGGGAGGGAGGAGAUAGACAGAGAAGGCUGCCCGGGAGUGCGAGCGAGAGGGGCGGCAUCGUAAAAACAGCCUACAAACACAGCGACAAACGUGAGAAGUUAUGGCAACGAAAACGCUGGAGAAGAGCACCACAUUGAACCCGUCGAGCGAGAAUCAGCCGUCACACCAUGGCACAUCGACAGCGCCGGCCAACUCAUCCUACGCGAACGUGGUGAACAGUCUGAAGGCGGGCAGCGGACACUCCCUGGUGGAGAUGAAGCAGCGCAACGACAAUAACAAGGAGAACGUCCUGGGGGACAAGGUGGCCGAGGAGGCGCCACGCACCGCCGACACCACAACUCCUCGGGAGGCUCGAGGAGCGCCCGCUGGUGAACCGGAGGACGACGACAGCUUCAUUCCCGUGGCAUCCUUGACGAAGAAGGAGCGCCGCAAGGAGAAGCGACAGCAACUGAAGGCGGCCGCCAAGCCGGAGCCAAAGCAGGCACCGGCAGCGGACCGGAAGGCCGCGGUGGCGAAGAAUGGCAAAGUGCCGGCCAACGGAAGUACAUCUGCGGCAGAUGUGACUACGAAUGGGGCCAAUGGGGGGCAGGAGAAGACGCCUAAGGAGGAGGCACCGAAGAAAUUCGUGGAGGCUCCAAUUCCCACAGUGAAUGCAUGGAAGAUUCAGAAUCAGACAGAAGUGGCGCCGGAUGUAGAUGUGCUCAAGAGUAAGAGAAUUCUGCAGCCGAAAGAGCAGCAAAAGACCCGGAUAGUUGGAGAGCAGUCGAAAGCACCUGAGAACGAGCCCAAAGUCCAGGAAGUUGCCAUUCAACCGGAAACACCCAAUAUUGCCAAGAUCCUCAAAGAGGAGAAACAGCAGCAGCAACACAAAAGCAAUAAGGCGAGUGAUUUUACAAAUGUGGGCGACUGGCCACUGUUGGGUGGAGUUCCGGGAAAUGGUGGUGCGAGUGCUGGUCCCAGUGAGGUGAAGAAGCCACCUGCGAAUGCACCAGCAGCUGAAUCGACGCCUGUGGCUGUAAAUGAUGAGCAAACACCAUUGCAGCAACCAGCGAAGGCGCCCACGCCGCCAGCAAAGGAAGUCCCGCCAGUCGUGACUAGCGUGACACGCACACAGCCUGAAGUGAAUGGCAUGAAUCACGUGAAUUGUGCUGACGCUGGAGUGCCACUUGCCGGCACGAGUGGCACCAAUCGGCGGGGUUUCCGGCAGAAGUGGGUGCCGCUGGACAUCGAUGUGUCGAAGCCGUCACGUGCUGGGAAACGUGGCGGUGCACGCGAUGAUUACCACCAACGUGGCGGUGAUUUCUACGGUGGAGCUCAGCACAGCGGACGUCGCGGUGCUCCGGAGUACAGUGGCCGCAGCAAUCGUCGCUUCAAGGGUAACUCUGGACGCUCAUCGGCGGCGAGUGUGCAUCACAACGGCGCCGGACCGGCACCGAGACGUGGCGGUCGUGCCUCGCGUGCCGGCAAUGCCGCAUCGCCUGUGGAUCCGCAUGUGAUCAUGCACGAUCCCGAUCGCUUCAGGGAGUUUACGGUGGCCAAACAGGGUGCUGAUUUGGCGGCCUACAUGAUGCCUUUCAUGGGUACCUACUAUUUCAAUGGGGUGCCCGCAUAUCCGACCAUGGAUCAACCUAGUCUUAAGGAGUGCAUCAAGAGACAAAUAGAGUACUACUUCAGUGAGGAGAAUCUGCUGCGUGACUUCUUCUUGCGUCGCAAGAUGGAUCCCGAGGGAUUCAUCCCAGUGACGCUGAUAGCAUCCUUCAAUCGUGUUCAGGCCCUCAAUGCGGACACCGCGCUGAUCAUCGAGGCGAUUCGUGACUCGGACAAACUGGAGAUUGUCAAUGAUUUCAAAUUACGCACCAAGUCAGACCCAGCCAAGUGGCCGAUUAUAUCGACUCUCGAUGGUGCUGCAACACCAUCGCCAGUCGCUCAAAAUCCCAUAGCACCGCCAGUAGUCAUGCCAGCGCCGAUUCCUGUGGUUCCAGUGGAAGUUCCGGCGGUGCCGAUAAGUCAACUCGCCGCGACUCCUCUCAGCAAGAUUCCGCCGCCCCCUGUGCCGAGGAACUUUCGCUCGAGAACGGGUGUUGAGGGUGUGAGUGAGGGGAAGCGUGUGGAGGAGAAUGGAAUUGGUGGGAUGAAGGAUGACUUGAAUCCUGAUGUGCCAGAAUUUGUGCCGCCGGCCAAACUCAAAGACAAUUCGAAGCGAGUGAGUGGAAAAAGUGAUCAGCUGCCAAAGGAUGGAUAUGAUGAGGACGCUGAGGUGGCGAAGGUGAUGACUGACAAUAAUUUAAGGCGUGACGAGGGUGAGGAGAGCGAUUCGGAUCUGUGGCGCGAGGUGAAGAGGCGAUCGAAGCACAAUAAUAGCAAGGAGACAACACCAAAACCGGCUGGGAAUGUGAGUCAGCAGGGAAAGCAGAGUCAGCGGCCGCCCGUGGCGGAGAAGGAGGAGUUGGACUUUCAGUUUGAUGAGGAGCUGGACAUCCCCACGUCCGGACGGGUGAACCACUUCACGGAGAACUGGUCGGACGAUGAGUCGGACUACGAAUUGUCGGAUCAUGAUAUCAAUAAGAUUCUCAUUGUGACACAAGUGAUGAGCCAUCGGACGCCGAAGCACGAGGGUUACGAUCGCACUGGUGACUGGACGACGCGCACAAAGAUAGCUCAGGACUUGGAGCAGGUGAUCAAUGAUGGUCUCAUAAACUAUGAGGAGGAUCUGUGGAUUGCAAAUCGACGUCCAACGUCGAAUAGCUACAAGACAGUCAAUGUGAUUACACAGGAGGAUUUCGAGAGAUUCGUUCCGCGUGUCGCCAAGAAGAUCAAUCCCGAUGUUCCACCACCGCCUCCGCCCACAUUCACAGAGGCCGGCGCCGCAGAGGCGGCUGCCGAGGCCGCAGGCGAUCUCGAUGCAUCCACGAGUGCUGCAACGCCUGGUGGUGCCCAUCGCAAGGCACGCUUCUAUGCUGUGAACAAGGACGAACUGGUGGAUCCGCGAACGCCGAGGAAGCGAAAGACACGCCACUCUAGCAAUCCCCCCGUUGAGAACCACAUUGGCUGGGUGAUGGACGUUGUGGAGCAUCGGCCGAGGACGUCGAGCAUGGGCAGUUCAGCGGGCACGAGUCCCACGGCGUCCAGCUAUGGAUCUUCAGUGCCACAGAGUCUGCCCGUGUUCCAGCAUCCGUCGCAUGCGCUGCUGAAGGAGAACAACUUCACGCAGCAGGCGUACUACAAAUAUCACCAUCGAUGCCUCAAGGAUCGCAAGAGGAUGGGUCCUGGACAGUCACAGGAGAUGAAUACGCUGUUCCGCUUCUGGUCGUUCUUCCUGCGUGAGAACUUCAACAAGAGCAUGUAUGACGAAUUUAGACAACUGGCCAUGGAAGACGCAGAGACGGGAUUCCGCUAUGGACUCGAGUGUCUCUUCCGCUUUUACUCGUACGGACUGGAGAAGAAGUUCAGACCGCAUCUCUACGAGGACUUCCAAGCGGAGACGAUCAGGGACUAUGAGAAAGGACAACUGUACGGACUGGAGAAAUUCUGGGCAUUCAUCAAAUACUACAAGAACUCGACCAAGUUGACUGUUGACCCGGUGCUGAAUGACUACUUGUCCAAGUUCAAGACAAUCGAGGACUUCCGCGUGGUGGAGCCUCAGCUGGAUGAGAUGCUUCAGGGUGUGGGAUCGCUGAGGACGUCGCCGGACAAGCGGCGUCAUCGCAGCGUGUCGGAGAGUGAAGGUGCUACAACAGCUGCUGGAGACGGUGAGCAGGAGGUGAGACCCAUCGUUGGAUCUCUUGGCAAUCGCAAUGUUCAGCAGAAUCGUGAUAGAAGAUUUGGUGGCGGCAAUCAACGCACAAGAGCGGGCUCUUUUGGUUCGACAAUGCGCUCGUACAAGAGGAAUCAGGUGCAGCAGGUGACGAAGGUGCAGCAGAGUCACGGUCAUCCUGCUGACGGGCCAUCACGUGAUAUUUGCACGCCAAGCACGUCGUCUGUCGCAGAUUCUAUGCCGACGUGCGUGACCAAAGGUGCCGAUGGGGGCAAGAUUCAGGCGAAAAAGUCCAAAAUUGACGCUCCGGCGAAGAAGUGAGUCAGACGUUUUCACAACAAUUUAAAUAGAUGUGCUCUCCCGCCUCUGCAGAGAUGUGAGAAAGGCAGGGAGAAUGAGUUGGAGAGGUGCCAAAUGGGACUUUUUCGCGCUAUGCGUCCAAUGAGACGCGGAAAAAAGCUCAGCAAAGAAAAAAACAACAGAGUUACAACAAUGUUAUGAUUUUCUAGCGUGUGUUUGUGUGUGACAUGCGAUUUAUGCUAAAGACAUUUUGAGAUGAUUUCUUUUUUUGAUAAGAAAAUCUCCCAAAAACAACUUUCCAUUAUUGCGAGAAGUAACAAUUCUGAGGGCGUGAAAUUGUGCAGCAAAAACACACACACACAGACAGACAUUUGAAGGAUUUAAAACCGUACAGUGAAGCACGAGCAAAACAAUGAUAUUGCGCGAGUUGAGGGGAAAAAUUAGAAAGAUUCGCGCUGCAAAAGUCCCAAAGGUUUGUUUUCUUUUUUUUAUGAAUCGAGAAAAUUGAAGAACUUGUGUGAAAAUGAGAAGAGCGAGAAUUUACGUGCUAAACGAUAUUAAACUAAUGAUGAAAUGCUAUCCAUUCUUAUGUUUUCUUGUUUUUGUUCACAAUUCAGUUCUGCUGUAGUUGAUAAAUGUUGCCUUUUUCUUUAUAUUCUUUCACCACCCCUUUUUUCGUUUAUAUUUACGACAUUAUUUUUGAUUUAGUGGCGGAACAUCAGAUGAAUGCGAAAAUAUUAUAAUUACACUUUUGAUUUAGAGAGAGAGAGAGAGAGAGAGAGAGAGAGCGAUAAGAAGAGGAGACAUAAAUGAUAAACAUUUAGAGAUGUACUUGUGAAAUGAUGAAAAGAAGGAAGAAAAAACUUAUUACAAUUAUAAUGCGAGUGUGUUUUAAAAGAAGAAUAAAAAAUGAGAGAUAGAAUAUUUACACUGAUGAUGAUGAAGAAAAAUUAAGAAAAUAUACAAAAAAAAAUAAGAUUAGUCUUAAUGAAAUGAUAUAAACUUGUAAUAUAUAUUAUAAUGAAGGAAUGAAACACAUAAAAGAGGAUAACUUUAAGACAAAGCGAAAACAUAUUUGGCCAAUCGAAGGCUUUACAAGAGGAGAAGGAACACUGAAGAGUAAAACGUUGUGCGCAUUUUUUUUAAAUAAUAAUAAUAAUUUUCAUUAUCUUCUGAUCUGCGAAAGAAAACCAUAAUUAUGCAGUCACAGUUUAAAUGCAAAGAAA
Molecule: messenger RNA, 5937 nt
Organism: Phlebotomus argentipes
Lineage: Eukaryota; Metazoa; Arthropoda; Insecta; Diptera; Psychodidae
Gene: larp
Product: la-related protein 1
Exons: 8
Coding region: 758-4732 (1324 amino acids)
Biological process (GO): mRNA stabilization; positive regulation of translation
Cellular component (GO): cytoplasmic stress granule; cytosol
Molecular function (GO): RNA cap binding
Source: RefSeq, a predicted model, not a curated record